Molecule: messenger RNA, 1002 nt
Organism: Prorocentrum cordatum
Lineage: Eukaryota; Dinophyceae; Prorocentrales; Prorocentraceae
Source: the annotation of a GenBank genome assembly
AUGACCACGAAGAACAUGGGUGCGAAGACGAGCAAGAAAGGCUACAGGUCGGUCACCCACCUUGCCGCGCCCCAGCUGGCCAAAAAGCACGCCCAUGCGCGAUCGCUCGACGGCAACCUGCACACCUUCGUGCGCCCCGUCGGGCACGUGAUCACCUCGCAGGACAGGGACUCCCGGCUCCUCUGCCGGCUCCGCAUGGGGUUGCCUAUGGACUACGUCCAGAUUGCCGACAGCGCACCCGAGGACGCGGUCGACGAGACGCUUCACCAGCUGGAGGAGAGCAUGACCAACUUCCUGGUGGUCAAGUUCACGAAGCCGGGCACCGUGGUCUGGUCCGCGCCGCUGUCCGGGGGUGCGUCGUGGAGGGCCGCCGGGGAGGUCCUCUUCGCGGUGCAGCUGAACGACGGCAGCGGGCAGGUGGUGGUGGUCAGGACGCCCAACUUCGACAUACGCUACCCGAACGAGACGUCCUGGGUCGUCAGGAAGACUCUCACCACCAGGUGGAGGUCAAUGGAAGAGCAGCUCUACACGAAUCUGAAUGGGAACUCGGCACAGCGGAUGGCUGCGAAUCUAUCGAAGUUACCAGCACUGCCCAUGUUGGACGAGUCGGGCGCCGAAUUCGCCCGGAAGUUGCGCAAGGCGCACGGUAAGACAGACGAGCUUCCCCCCGUACUUCUGCCAUCAGCAGGAUCAGAUGCAGAAGAGGUGGCAGUCGAUCGCCAGGCAUCCAUGUUCGCCCGCGGCGUCCAGCUGCCAGAGGUCGACACGGGGGACGGGUACAACAGGCCCAUCUACGUCGAGAAGCACGCCUUCGUCUGCCGGAUCCGCAAGCGCGAGGGGGGCGGCGUCUUUUGCCGGCGGCAGUCCAACAAUUGGUGGCGAGCGGUGCUCGAGUCCUGCGGGGACCUGGGCAAGGAGCUGUCCCUGCACGACGUGAGGCGCGCUCCCACCCUGGAGGAGGACGUCGACAAGGUUCGGCGGCGCCUCCAAGGAGGCUUCUGA